AUGCCUGAAUAUGAAUGGAGACAUAGACAUGAUUCUGUUUCUGUUACGCAUGACCGACUGGGUAGUGUAUCUCAAGAGGAGAACAUUCUACUUCAAAAUAAUGGUGUCAGAUCACAAAUUGUUGAUGCAACACUAAUGAGAUCUUUUCUUUGUGAUCAUGUGGAAGUAGUGGAGUUGACAACCAAUCUAAGACUUCUUACAGAAAGUCAUUCUGAUGAAAGAGAGUUUGCUAAUUACCUUCUUGAUGGGGGAAAUGGUAACAUUUCUGUUGAACAAAGCCUAGGUGAAUUCAAAAUCAAACUACCCAAUGACUCUUGUCUUGUAAGUGGUACGCUUUCAGAUCGAUGUGAUUUUGUAUAUGCUGACUUCAAAAAUAACUUUACAAACCCUGUGUGGCUUACAAAUUGCACCAUCGUUACUCCAAAAAAUGAAACAACACAAUUUGUGAAUGAUUUUCUAUUGAUCAGGAUCCCUGGUGAGCUAAAAAUAUACAGAACUUCAGAUACAGUUGAUAAUGAAACUCUGUAUCAAACCGAGUUCAUCAACAAGCUUAGACCAUUAGGGUUUCCACUACAUAUUCUCAAACUGAAGAAGAAACGAUGGCUAAUGCUUCUGAGAAAUUUAGAUGCUACUAAUGGACAUUGCAAUGGCACACACUACAUCAUUGUCAGUUUACAUGAUCAUGUUAUUGAGGCUGAGGUUGCUUCUGGUUCUUAUGCAGAAUCAACUCUACUAAUCCCAAGAAUACCACAUGUAACUCAAGAAAUGGAAUUUCCAUUUACAUUAGAAGCAAACAAUUUCCUGUCAAGCCAGCUUUUGCCUUGA
Molecule: messenger RNA, 825 nt
Organism: Octopus bimaculoides (California two-spot octopus)
Lineage: Eukaryota; Metazoa; Mollusca; Cephalopoda; Octopoda; Octopodidae
Source: RefSeq, a predicted model, not a curated record